This is a messenger RNA of Parnassius mnemosyne (clouded apollo), 345 nucleotides long. The record is from the annotation of a GenBank genome assembly. Lineage: Eukaryota; Metazoa; Arthropoda; Insecta; Lepidoptera; Papilionidae.
AUGAAGUCAUUUCUCGUAUUUUUCGCUAUACUUUCCCUCGUAAAUUGCAAAGCAUGGUUUAGUAGACCACGCGUUUUAAGUUCAUCAAGAUGUGUUAACAUGUGGGAUGAAGGCUGCAUCAACGGCCAACUGCCGGGUUCUGGUGGUGAUGACGAUUAUCUGAACGGAGGAUUUAAUCCAGGCAAGCGUUGUCUUAAUAUGUGGGAUGAAGGAUGCAUAAACGGGCAACUAGGUGGUUCUGGUGGUGACGACGACUAUCUCAACGGAGGAUUCAACCCUGGCAAGAGAUCACUUUACGAACGCUUGGAGAAGUUGCGAAAAUCUAACAAACCAUUAAUUGCUUGA